Fusarium falciforme is the source of this 807-nucleotide messenger RNA. RefSeq lists its product as hypothetical. Lineage: Eukaryota; Fungi; Ascomycota; Sordariomycetes; Hypocreales; Nectriaceae. The transcript has a single exon. The record is from RefSeq and is a predicted model, not a curated record. The coding region runs from base 1 to 807 and encodes 268 amino acids.
AUGCCAAGCAAUGCUCGACAAGAAAUUACAGACAUCAGGCUGAAUUCGACACUCUCCGGCCAACUAGAGCAGAUCUGGAACCAUAGAGUCUGGGACCUAUUUGACACAUCGAAGGGGCUCUGGCCUAGGAUGGAAAGUCAGAGUUGCUAUGGUGGCAUUGGAGAAACACUUGAUGAUGCUCCUAUCAGCGAUGAUCGAUCAAACAGGGACGCAUGCGAUGUGUUGCAGGAUGGAGAAGGGAUACACGGUGAUAGACAAGAUGAAGAGGAGGAUGACGGGGAUGAUGAUGAUGACGACGUGGAGGACUGGGAGCUCGAAGACGACGAGGAUGACUACGAUGAUGAUGAUCCUGGAUAUGACAGCGACCUUAUCGGAACCAACAAAGAGCCCAACUCAGAACCGCUUAUCAGAGUGGAGGGCAAGUCUGCCAAGCCAGCAUUCGACGAGUUCCAUGAGCUUCUAUUCCAACUAUGUCUCACGCUAUGCACCGAGACAUUCAUCGAUGGACAGCCGGGCUCUACGUUGUUGGUAUACUUCAGUGGGGUUCUUGGAUUCUCUGGAGACUGUCGCAAGUUCCUACUCGCCCGGCAGUACUGCCCCCAACUGUCAGCAAUCAUCCAUAUCCAGCGCAUAUUGCUUCUGGAGCGUGCGUUACCGCUACGUCCAUAUCCCAUUGUCGGCAUUCCGCAGCGGCCGCGGACGGAGCAGCUCGAGACCUCGAUGGAUCGAGGUCAUGACUGCCUAGGCACCAUUGGGGCAGUUGUUGGACUCGAACGUCAGUUGGGGUUAGGGGUUGGGGUUAGCUAG